CAAUAAACUUCCGGUUGUUGUGUGAUGGAUUUGUUGAACGACGGCAGCUUUCGAACCCUUUGACUGUUUUGCUGUUUUUAAAGGAUAGGUGUCGUAUUCUUCAAAACCUUCGGUAAAAACGCAAAGUCUAGGUCAAUAUGUCAUCGGAGGUACCGAAAGUUUCACAGCCGCAAGUACAUACAGCAAGAAUUUGCAUAUGGGCUGAUCUUAAAACAACACACUUGGAUUUAAUCAUGAAGUGUACAUCAAUGGAAGAAAUACAAAGGUUUUUAGCAGAAACUUUUGACUUGACCGAUUGGCAGGAGAAUUACCGUUCUGGAAUUUUGUUGGAUUUAUUUUACUAUGCCAUCCAGUUUGCUCUUGAUAACCAGUUUACCAAGGAACAAAUCUCUGCUUUCUUUUCAAUCGUCAAGAAAACCCAUGAUGUCUGUACAGAAACACCAUUUGAUAAUUUGGAGCUGUGUUACGAUUACUUCAAGGAACUAAUUUUGUGUCAUGCUGUAAAGCGCCCACCAUGGAGUAUAAAUAUUUUCAGCCCGGAGCAGGUUCGUUUGGUGACUGAUUAUGUUCUUGGUACAUAUUUCAAACACUAUAAACUCUACAAGUAUGUGUUCACCCCUCUUGUCAGAUUGGACUUGACUAUAUCAUAUGCAGGGAUGCCUGUCACCCCAGAACCAGCUGAAGUUGAAGAAGAAAAUCAAGAAACCGAGCCAGAAACUAUCAAAGAAGAGGAGCAACAACAACCUUCUAUUCAGGUAGAAGAGGAACCAAGUGAAGCUGUGGAGGAAGACCCUGCCCAGCGAGAGCUACGGCAAAUCAUCACAGAUCAUUUAUCAGGAGAGAUUGAGAAACUGAAACAGUCAAUCAACGAACAGAUUCAAACAAAUGAUGACGCGAUUCAAAAGAAGCUAGGAGCGAUUAAUGGAAAAACAAUUUCAGAUAAAAGUGGCCGGGCGUCUAGCAAAUCUAAAAUAAAGAAGUGAAAUCUGUAUGAUACCAAGAUAUUUGAAUGUUCCAUAUUUUAAGAUUAUAAAUAGAUUUUUAAGAUGUUUUUAUUGUAAAUGCAUUGAUUUUUGCAUCUUAUCAUCAGCUUAUAAUAUACAAGUAUAUGACUGAAUAUUGAUUCAACAUAGUCAAUGUAUUUUUUAAUAUUAAAUAUAUACAACCAAUAUCAUUUGCAUGCCUAAUUGAAAUCAUUAUUUAGUUAUUAAGCAUUCAAUUUGUAUAUAUGUAAAAUACUGUAUAUGAAAUGUAAUUCAAGUACAAUACUUUUCUGAAUAAAAUGUAUUUGUCCAGUUUA
Messenger RNA from Anneissia japonica, 1300 nucleotides. Its product is annotated as coiled-coil domain-containing protein 189-like. The transcript has 8 exons. The coding region runs from base 138 to 983 and encodes 281 amino acids. The record is from RefSeq and is a predicted model, not a curated record. NCBI's taxonomy places the organism in Eukaryota, Metazoa, Echinodermata, Crinoidea, Comatulida, Comatulidae.